AUGGAUUUGGGUUUGCAUGGAUUUGGUUACUCGUCAGUGCAAUAUAUUUUAAAUCCCAUAUUUAGAAGCAUAGGAAAACAUAUUAAAAAUAUAACUUCUUCCUUAAGAGUUGAGAAAAAUAAAAGAGAAUUUAGAAAAAAUUGCUUAGAUCUGGCUGAUUAUAUAAUUGAGAAAAACCACGCACCCGAAUAUCUUGAUCAAUCUAAAUGGGACCUAGCACUAAAGAAUUGGUAUCAAAUUCGAUAUAAAGAUCUAACUAGACAUGGGGAAUGCCCUAUGAUUAUAGAGCAGAAUGAGAGAAAUCUUUUAGAAUUAAGUUAUGACGUAAAAGAUUUUCAUGAAAAAAAAAUUAGAGACCUCAGGCGAUUAAAACCAUUCCUCAUCGAAAAUAAUACAUAUAGUUGUAAUAAUGAUCAGAGCUGUAUGCAAAUAUUUAACGAAUAUAAUAUUUGGAUUAAUGACAGGAAAAAUUAUUUUGAGGAAAAGAGACAACUCAUUCAAAAAAAUUCCUCAUCUGUACAAAGGAAAUUGAAAUUUUCAAUACCAAUUAAUAACUUGCUGAAUCCUGAGAUAUAUAGUGAACUUUCUGAAACUUUACCUUCAGUUUCAGUUCCACUUGAAGAAGAUGGAAAAGAGAUAAGAGGAGAAGGAAAAGGAGAAUGCAUAUCCUUAAGAGUAAGAGGAAAUGCGUCUGAAAAUCAAAGUACACUACAAGAAAAAGCUUCAACUUCAGGGGCAUCAUCACUUCAAACAUCUGAAACUAUAAGUGCAGGAGAAUUACCUGGAUCAGCUGUAGAUUCCUCAAUCCAUGAAGAUGAAAAAUCAAUAUUUCCUAAAAAUUCUGAACAACCUUCUUCAAUGACUGAAUCUGAUCCUGUAGAACAACGUCCAACUACUCGUGGAUUAGGAGGAACUACUGGUCAUAUAACUACUAUACCAUCUGUUGAAGCAUUAAAUCCUGAUUCAAGUUCUCUUUUUAUUACACCCUCUAAAAGACUAGAUACAGAAGGAAAUCAAUAUAACGCCCACAUAUCGUAUAUUUUAACAAGCUUUCUAGUUAUUAUAGUAUUUUCCUUUUUUAUUAAAUAUGUUUUAAUAGGUAUGUUUAAAAAAAAGAAAAAGAUAAAAAGAAGAGAAGUUAAAUUUCUGAGAAUAUUAGUACCUUCCUAUUAUAACAGAAGUAAAUUUUUAAGACAUAAUCAUUUGGAACACCCAAUAAAUGAAGAUGAAGAAAUCAUUAAAAAAAUAAAAAUACAAGAACAUAAUAUGAACAAAAAUGAAAAUGUAUCAUACGGAAAAAAGGACAGAUCUAUAACUAUUAUAGAAGUACAUAUGGAAAUACUGGAAGAAUGCAGAAAUAAAGAAUGGGAAUAUAACAAAGGAGAAUUUUUAGCAAUAUGCCAAGAAGUAUUAACAAAAAAAGAAAAUAGAACCUACACUAACUUAAAAGAUGAUGAAGUAGUAAUGGAUAAUAUUAAAAGUACCAAUGAAAUUGAAAAACAAAAAAGUCUAUGGAAUAAAUGGGUGGAAAGACAUAAAAUGUUUUUGGAAAAAUUGAGAAAAAAGGAUUGGUUUAACAAUCUGAAAAAUGAUUGGAAAGAAGAAAGAUCAUACAUAAAAAAUAAAAGAAAAAAAGAUAUAUGGAGACGUUGGGUAUCAAGGAAGGGUACUAUUGUAGAAAAAUAUUUGGAAGAGGACUUGUUUGAAAAAUUGAGAGAGGAAAUAUAUAAUAUGAUAGAUACAUAUGAAAAUGAAGGAAGAAAGGAUGAUAUAUUAUUUAUGAAUAAAGAAUUGGAAAACAAAGAAAAUUAUGAAGAAUUAUAUAAAUAUUUUAAAACAAAAUUACUAGAAAAACUGUGUACACUAGUAUUUAUGAUGGUAUUAGAAGAAUGUAAAAAGGAAGAGUAUAUAGAAAAUAAGGAAUCGCAUUUCGAUAAUUCCAUAAAUGAAUGGAUGACAGAAGUAAAUUCAGAUAUUAAACCAGAAAUUGAGAAAAACUUAGCUGAUGUUAACGGAGAUGUUUUAGGGAAUAUAAAAAAUAAUAAAAAUUAUGAUUAUGAGGGAGAAGACUGUUUCAGAGAAGAAUUGAAAGAAUGGAUAAGAGAAAAUGAUGCAUACAUAAAUUCCUUAGAUAGUGAUAAUAACAUAGACGAAUGCUAUCAAGUGGUAGAAUAA
This is a messenger RNA of Plasmodium malariae, 2175 nucleotides long. RefSeq names its product STP1 protein. Lineage: Eukaryota; Apicomplexa; Aconoidasida; Haemosporida; Plasmodiidae. The coding region runs from base 1 to 2175 and encodes 724 amino acids. The record is from RefSeq and is a predicted model, not a curated record. The transcript is spliced from 5 exons.